UGGUUUGCUGCUGCAUGCCCCUCCAAUCGCUGCCCCUCGCCAAGCGCAGCUUCAACGUAAGCCAUCCUCAACUCGGACCGCCCCAACCAUUUAACUUUUUACCUCUCUUCUUCUUCUUUUUCCAUCAUCAUCACCGCCUACCCUACAACCCUAUUCCACCUCUAACUUAUUGUCUCGCUCCCAUUUUUUGCACCUACGAUUCGAUCGCUCUGCUGCAGACGCUGCUGGCCCGCGUUCAGAAGCGGCACCACCGAUCCAUCCGAUCUUGAAGCGAUUUCUUUGACCGCUGCCACAGGCUCUGCCCUCGACCAACGCCGCAUUUGGCGUGAUCAAUCGCCCGCAAUGGAGGCACCCAAGAAAAAGAUUGCCGUCAUGACCUCGGGAGGCGACUCUCCUGGCAUGAACGGCGUUGUGCGAGCUGUUGUCCGCAUGGCGAUUCACAUGGGUUGCGACGCAUUUGCAAUCUACGAAGGUUACGAGGGUCUCGUCCGUGGAGGAGAGUGCAUCAAGAAAAUGGAGUGGUCUGAUGUCCGCGGUUGGCUCUCCGAGGGUGGAACUCUGAUUGGUACCGCCCGAUGCAUGGCCUUUUACGAGCGCCCAGGCCGCUUGACUGCUGCCAAGAACUUGGUCCUCAACGGCAUCGAUGCUCUCAUUAUUUGCGGCGGUGAUGGCUCAUUGACCGGUGCUGACAAGUUCCGCGAUGAAUGGCCUUCUUUGCUGGCGGAGCUUGUCUCUACUGGCCAGCUAACCCAAAACCAGGUCGACCCCUACAAACACCUCAACCUCGUCGGCCUUGUGGGCUCCAUUGAUAACGAUUUGUCCGGAACCGAUGCUACAAUUGGCUGCUACUCUGCACUUGCUCGCAUCUGCGAAAUGGUGGACUACAUUGAGGCUACUGCUUCGUCUCACUCGAGAGCUUUCGUCAUUGAGGUCAUGGGAAGACACUGUGGCUGGCUGGCGCUGUUGGCUGGUGUCGCUACUGGUGCCGACUUUGUCUUUAUCCCUGAGCGACCUAUCGACCACGACUGGAAGGAAGAUAUGUGUACUGUUGUUAAACGACACCGAAAUAUUGGAAAGCGAAAGACCAUUGUCAUCGUUGCCGAAGGCGCCCGCGACAAGAACGGAACAAAGAUUACACCUGAAGAGGUCAAGGAUUUGCUCGCCGACAAGAGUGAUGGCGGUCUUGCUCUCGAUACUCGCAUCACAACCCUCGGUCACGUCCAGCGUGGUGGCACUGCCGUUGCAUACGACCGAAUGCUCGCGACUCUGCAAGGUGUGGAGGCCGUCAAGGCUGUUCUUGAGGCAACACCCGAGACGGAAACUUGCUUCAUCGCCAUUAACGAAAACAAGAUUGUUCGCAAGCCUCUCAUGAAGGCUGUUGCCGAAACCAAGUCUGUAUCCAAGGCUGUUGACGAAAAGGACUUUGACAAGGCCAUGUCUCUACGAGACACGGAAUUCUCAGACCAGUACAAGUCUUACCUGACCACGACUAAUGUCAUGGUUGACGAUAGAAAGCUAUCCCAAGAAAAGAGAAUGAGGGUUGGCUUUAUCAACGUUGGCGCUCCCGCUGGUGGUAUGAACGCUGCUGUUCGAGCUGCUGUUGCCUACUGCAUUUCGCGAGGCCACGAGCCGAUUGCUAUUCACAACGGAUUCGCCGGUUUCGCUAGACACCACGACGACAAGCCAGUUGGAUCUGUUCGUCCAUUUGACUGGCUCGAGACCGACAGCUGGGCAAGCAAGGGUGGCUCCGAGAUUGGUACCAACCGAGAACUGCCCUCUGAGUCUGGCAUGGAAUUGAUUGCCAACUUGAUUGCUCAAUACAAGUUUGAUGCCCUCUUCAUUAUUGGUGGGUUUGAGGCUUUCCAUUCUCUAUCUGAGCUACGCAAGGCAAGAGAGCAGUACCCGUCUCUUUGCAUCCCCAUGACCCUCCUCCCCGCCACAAUCUCCAACAACGUUCCUGGUACCGAAUAUUCCCUUGGUUCGGAUACCUGUCUCAACGAGCUCGUGCAAUACUGCGACAAGAUCAAGCAGUCUGCUUCGGCUACCAGACGCCGUGUCUUUGUUAUUGAGACUCAGGGUGGCCGUUCUGGUUACGUUGCCACGCUUAGUGGCCUUGGUGUCGGUGCCUCUGCUGUCUACAUCCCUGAAGAAGGCAUCAGCCUGGAGAUGCUGAACGCUGAUGUCAACCACCUCAAGGACGUCUUCCGCAAGGACACCGGACAAUCUCGAGCUGGUCGUCUCAUUCUAGUCAACGAAAAGGCCAGCAAGGUAUACCACGCCAAGCUCAUUGCCGACAUUAUCCGCGAAGAAGCCCACGACCGCUUCGAGUCGCGAGAAUCGAUCCCUGGCCACGUUCAGCAGGGUGGUGUUCCUUCGCCCAUGGAUCGCUGCCGUGCCGUCCGUCUUGCCAUCAAGUGCAUGGAGCACCUCGAAAGCUUCGGCAAGGGCAACCUCAGUGCUGCCAAGGACGAUCCUCUAAGCGCCUCGGUAAUUGGUAUUCAGGGAUCUGACGUUGUCUUUUCGCCAAUGAAGGCUCUUGAGGAGCAAGGCACCGAUUGGCCUAACCGCCGUCCCAAGGCCGCGGCGUGGUUGCACAUCCGCGAGAUUGUGGACAUUUUGGGCGGCCGACCUAAUGUGCCCAAGCCAGAGAAGAGUUUAACGGGGCUGAUUGCCAAGGAUACCAAGCGCGGAAUUGUUUGA
[Torrubiella] hemipterigena is the source of this 2700-nucleotide messenger RNA. The record is from the annotation of a GenBank genome assembly. NCBI's taxonomy places the organism in Eukaryota, Fungi, Ascomycota, Sordariomycetes, Hypocreales, Clavicipitaceae.